AUGAUGAAUACCAAUCAAAUAAUUGAUAAUAAUAGUAUAAUAACUCAACAAAAUAUAGUUCUUACUGAUAGUUUAUUAAAAGCAAUUCAAACUGAUACACAUGAUUCACGUACUGGAGAACUUAUUGUUGGAAUUAUAUCUUAUUCAAUCAUUAUCUUGUUAAGUAUUAUUGGAAAUGUCAUUGUUGUUACAGCCAUAUGUCGUGUUCAACGACUUCGUCAUCCAACGAAUUUUAUACUUAUGUCACUUGCUAUUGCCGAUUUACUUGUUACAACAACAGUUAUGAUACCAGGGUUUAUAUAUGAAAUAAAACAAAAAUGGAUAUUUGGACGAGUUUUUUGUAAUAUUUGGGUAGCAAAUGAUAUAACAUUUUGUACAGCAUCAAUUUUACAUCUUGUUGCUGUCAGUUUUGAUCGAUAUGUUGCUAUUGAAAAUCCACUUAAAUAUAAACAGAAAAUGACUAAACGAACAAUUUUUAUUAUAAUUGGUUGUAUUUGGUUGAUAAGUGUUCUUCUUUCUUAUGGACCUGUUUUAUUAGGUGUUUAUAGUCAAUCGAAACCUACUAGUAAUUUAUCAAAUUCUACUGAAUGUGGUAUGAGACCAAAUCGUAUUUAUUCGAUAAUAUCAUCAUCAACAUCAUUUUAUAUUCCACUUAUAAUUAUACUUUUUCUUUAUGGUCGAAUAUUUAUAACAGCACGAAAACAUUCACAUGAAUUACAAAAACUUGAAAAUAUAAUUAAACGUUUACAUAGUAAUGAAAAAUUUGUAUUUGAAAAUGCUAAAUGGAAUAAAAAUGUUAAAGCUAUAAAAACAUUAGGUAUUGUUGUUGGUGUAUUUGUUGUUUGUUGGUUACCAUUUUUUGUCAUGUACCUUCUAUUAGCUUAUUGUGAUUAUAAAUGUGUUAGUCCAAAUGUAGAACGUUAUAUUACAUGGAUUGGUUAUGCGAAUUCGUUUUGUAAUCCUGUUAUUUAUGCUUUUUCAAAUAAAGAAUUCCGAAAUGCUUUUUAUGAAAUUCUUCAUUAUAAUAAUUGUCAAUGUUGUCUCUUAUCAUCCAAAUAUACAUUUCGUACAUCACUUAGUAAAUCUACUUACUCAAUAAAUACAAAAUUUACACCACAACCACAGUCACGACAAGCAAGUUUUACACCAUAUUUAAAUAUACCACAACGUAAUGGUUAUCUACAUAAUGAAAUAUAUUUACCUAAAACGUUAAAUGACUCAAAAAAAAGUGAAAGUACUGAUACAUUUGAAAUGAAAACAUUAGCAAAUCAACGUCCAACACUGGAAGCUUUUAAUGAACUUGAACAUCUUGUGCCAAAUACUAUUCCUGAUCGUGUAUCCAUUGCUGAAAUGAGUUCAUUACUUUAUGAUCAAGAUGACGUAGCAGUUGAAAUACCAGUUAAUAGAAAACCAACAAUUACGUUACAAAUAAAUCCUUCUUGA
Molecule: messenger RNA, 1443 nt
Organism: Rotaria sp. Silwood1
Lineage: Eukaryota; Metazoa; Rotifera; Eurotatoria; Philodinida; Philodinidae
Source: the annotation of a GenBank genome assembly